AUGGAUAUCACACAAGAGCUAAAACAGGCGGACAAGAGUGGAAAGAAGGGACCAUCUCCAAAGCUUAAAGGACACCCUCGUGAUGAUCCACGGGUACGUGUAUCGAAGAGCCUGAGCUGGCUGCUACGGCAUGGAGCAAAGAAUGCAGGAUUAGAUAUGAGAGAUGACGGGUAUGCCAAAGUCUCAGAUGUGCUCUCGAAUCCUAUGUUUAGAGACGUCAAUUUCUCUCAGUUGCAAGAGAUCGUUAGCAAAGACCAAAAGCAGCGAUUUCACCUUCUAUCAGAGCCUCGGUCAUCUGACUCACCGUCUGACAUAUGGUGGAUCAGAGCAAAUCAGGGGCAUUCCUUGAAGACUGUCACGCUGGACAUGCAGCCUAUUACAUCCGCAUUAGAUGUACCAAUGGCUGUUCACGGCACGACACUUAGUGCCUGGGAGUUCAUAGCUACGCAAGGCCUAUCCAAAAUGAAGCGAAAUCACAUUCAUCUUGCCCAGGGCAUUCCGGGAGAUAAUGUCAUGAGCGGGAUGCGCAACUCCUCACAAAUUCUGAUUUUUGUUGAUGUGCAGAAAGCCCUCGAUGCUGGUGUUCUGUUCUACUUGUCCGCUAAUGGCGUUGUCCUGACAGACGGCAACGAAGGGUUCCUAUCACCAACUUAUUUCCAGCGGGUGGAGUUUGCCAAGGGACGCUCGCCGGUACCAGGAUGGGAAGGCGCAGGACCAGUUGUACCACGGGCAUUACUCGCUCAGUCCUCGCUAUCCGUCGAAGGUCUUCAAGUUGCACAGUCUGAUUCAAAUACAAGUGAAUCUACAUAA
Molecule: messenger RNA, 810 nt
Organism: Suillus subalutaceus
Lineage: Eukaryota; Fungi; Basidiomycota; Agaricomycetes; Boletales; Suillaceae
Product: KptA family-domain-containing protein
Exons: 5
Coding region: 1-810 (269 amino acids)
Biological process (GO): tRNA splicing, via endonucleolytic cleavage and ligation
Molecular function (GO): tRNA 2'-phosphotransferase activity
Source: RefSeq, a predicted model, not a curated record